CCCGUCAAUUGCUUCCCCGCGAUUGUUAUCACCGGUGUGACCUCGCGAAGAUGGCGUACAUGUCCAUGUCCCUCCAUGCGGUCAACCACCGCCUGACAAACGUCCCCGUCAAGCACCUACCGCAUUUCGCAUCAUCCAUCGCAACAUCUAUCAGCAAUUGCGGGGAGCUGCUGUCGACCCCUCAGAGCCAGAAGUCCGGCAAGGCGGAUUCGGACAAUGCCGUCCAGGUCCACAAGCUCAUGACUCGUUUGGGGAGUCUGUUGCAGGACAGGACGUAUGAAGGCCGCUGGACCGCUGUAGUCCUGGUGAAGGCUCUCGUCGAGGCCGGUCAGUGGGAGAUCCUUCGCGGAUGCGAACCGUUUGUUCGCGGUCUGAUUAGCAUCCUGGCUAAAUCCGACCCCGUCUCCACGAAGAAAAUGUGCAUUAUCACCUUGACUCGCAUCUUCCACCUCACCUACCAGUACCCGACUCUCGUUCGCGAAAUCACAACGCCGGCUCUGCCAGGCUUUAUCACCGCCGCGCUGAACCUCAUCUCUGUCAAGCCAUCCUCUGAGCCCAUCAGAAAGCUGAAACCCAGUACCCCCUUUGUGGAGGUUGUGCUUCAGGCAAUUGCAGAGCUGAUCGCAAGGCACCCGACUAUCUUCCGGCCGUUCACGUCGCAAAUCCACAGUAUCCUCCAGACCAUCAUUGGCUCUACUUCGCCCACAUUCUCCGAACCGGUAUUGGACAUCGCCCAGAAGUUAUUUAUCUCCCUCCACAAUUGCGCUCCGAAGAACACUGGUGGAGAAGAAUGGAAGAGUGCUUGUCGCAUGACGAUCACCUCCGUUCAUGCGACGUCGUCUUACGUUCUGCGAGCUAUCUCGGAACAAUGGGAAUCCGUUGAUCCGUCUCUGCGUCAGAUGUCGCAACCGCAGAACUACAGCCAGGAAGUGGGCAACGGGCCUGAUGCUUUGGGACUCAGUGGCUGGCAGGGUCUGAACGCUGGCGUCAACCGGCUGGUUGUGCUCCUGCGGAUGCUCUCCGGGUUCGUGGGUACUGCUACUGCUUCUACCGUGACCAUUCCGGUGGGAGCAAUUCUGGAUCUGACGGCCCGAUUGAACAUGGUGACCGUACCCUCCGGUGACAGCGACAUUCAAGCCAACCCGCAGAUUGGCCGCGCUGAAAGAGAGCACCUGCUUACCGAACUCCCUCGCAUUCACAUUGCCUGCAUGAAACUCCUGCUUCACUUGGUCGACGCUCUGGAAACCAGCGCCAUCUCUGUCGCCCAGACAAUCCUAGAGCAGGCGCUGUGGAUAUUCCGUGCCGAGAAGUUCAACCGCGAGGUUCGCACUGCUGUGUAUGAUCUGGUCUCUGCCUUGCUCACCCAGAUCGGCCCAUCCAUGACCAAGCAGAGUGUCGCUUCGCUGACCGGUAUCAUCCGCACUUGUUGCCAUGAUCUCUUGCCUCCUACCGGCAACCAGGUCGUGGCCGCCGAAAAGCCAGACCCGAAGUCGAAGAACAAGUCAAACCAAGCCACUGUGAACGCAGACGCUUUCCUGAACCCUGGACUGAAACAAGUCCGUCAGACCAGCUCCACAUCGUCCUUUCCCUACCUCAAGCGCGCUGCUUCCGAGCUCCUCGUCGCUGCGCUGGCGCACGCGCCGACUGAGUUCAUCUCUCCGGCUCUCCGUGCGGAGGUCGACCGAACCAUCAUCUUGACCUCCGACAAGAACGCAAUGCUCUCCAGCGUUCUCAACCCCUUCCCAGCCAUGCAGGGCCGUGGCGUGGGUACCAGCAUCAUGCCAUUCCUGGCUCGCAGCUAUCCCGCUGAGACAGAAGUGGAAUGCCUCAUCCGCCCGCGCAUGCCUGUGCUGAUGAACGCUCCCGCAACCAACGGCUACGCCCCCAUGGACGAGGAUGAGGACGAUGAGGACGAAGCAGCGGCUGCACCUCAACCCGCCCCCGCAGCAAGCGGAUUCCUCAAAAACACCCCUACGCCCAGUCUGCACCACGACAUGAUGGACAUGGAAGUCCCCUCACAGCCCACCCCCCAAAGCAAACGCAGCUAUACUGAAGAAGUCGAAACGCCAGCCCCGGCACCAUCAACCCUCCCUAGUCCAGGCUCACAAAGCAAAAAGGCCCGUUUCGCACCCGAGACAGCCACCCAGCCAGCCUUGGACGCCGCAUCACCCGCCACUUUCACCGGCACGGCCGCUAUCUCCGUUCCUUCAUCAUCCAUCACCGGUCCUACCCCCGUGCCGACAUCGAAGCCCGCCAUGUCAAGCACAAAGCAGUCAUCCACCCUACAGUCUACUUCUACUGCCGAAGCUGGAGAAGACGACAGCGACGACGAAUUGCCGUCUCUGAACAUCGAUCCAGACACGGAUGACGACGAAGAUGACGAGUAAGCGUUUGAUUCUUCCCUAUCCGCAACACAUGUAUUUAGAAUUUUUUUUCCCAUAACCGAUCAUGUCGAUUAAUGCCGGGAUAUGUAUGUACUAUAUGACAUGGGUGGGUUUCAUGUGCACAAGCAUAUGGCUAUCAUAAGUGUUGAAAGAAAUAUAAUUAACAGAACCUGGAAAUCAG
Aspergillus sclerotioniger CBS 115572 is the source of this 2565-nucleotide messenger RNA. RefSeq lists its product as uncharacterized. Bases 51 to 2387 code for a protein of 778 amino acids. The transcript is spliced from 2 exons. Gene Ontology annotation, biological process: rRNA processing. Lineage: Eukaryota; Fungi; Ascomycota; Eurotiomycetes; Eurotiales; Aspergillaceae. The record is from RefSeq and is a predicted model, not a curated record. Gene Ontology annotation, cellular component: nucleus.